UAUUUAUUGGGGGUAUCCCAGUCAGUACAGGGCAGAGACCAACAGUUUUGUGAACUGUAACGUUUCUGCAGCGUUUCCUGUGACGAUUUCUGUAACGAUACGCAGUUUAGAGUACGAAGAUGAGUAUUUUGCUGGAAGUCGUGACGACUGCUCGUCAUUAUGGCGACCUGCCGACGUUUCUGGCGGCUGCAUGUGUGUGUCUGCUGACAUAUCUGUAUCUCCAGCGGCCCAGAAACCUCCCGCCCGGACCCAGGGGCUGGCCGCUUCUCGGGAACAUCCCCAUGUUAGCCAAGACUGCCUUUCUUCCCGCCACUUUCACGGAACUGUCCAAACAGUAUGGUGACGUCAUGAGCAUCAGGUUGGGCGGGAAUCUUGCCAUCGUCCUCUCUGGGUACGAGACUAUCCGGACUACCCUGGUCAAGAGAGCUGAGGAUUUCUCCAGUCGCAGAGUACCACCAGUAGUGGCAGAUAUACGUGGGGAUGAAACAACAAAACGUACAGCUAAAGGUGUCCUGUUUGCUGCCUACGGACCACAAUGGAAACACCAGCGUAAAUUCGCCCUGAUGACUCUCCGGGACUUCGGCGUCGGCAAGCGGAGUUUGGAGGGCAAAGUCACCGAAGAAACCGACGCGCUUGUCCAGGAAAUUUUGUCACAAAACGGACAGCCGUUCGAUCUUAAAAUCAUGAUGCAAAACGCUGUCAGUAACAUCAUUUGUUCAAUUGCCUUCGGGGGCCGAUUCGAGUACGGCGACCCUGAUUUCCUACGACUGAUUGAACUGUUGAACGCCACAAUCGAAGAAAAGCCCUCUGUCACAGACAGGCUUGGAGCGAUACACCCAGUGUUUCGGUACCUCGGAACUUUCGGGAAAGAUUCAAGGCAAGGAAGAUUAUUAAAAAUGUUUCAGGCUCUCCAAGAGUUCUGCCGUGAACAGAUGGAGAAGCACAGGCUGACCUUUGACCCAAACGACAUCCGGGACUUUAUAGACGCCUUUCUCCUGGAGAAGCAGCGGGCUCCGGAGGAAAAAGCUCGGGAGCACUUCACCGACAAGGAGCUGCAAGAGGUGCUGAUAGACUUGUUCCUGGCCGGUACUGAGACCACCGCCACCACUACCCGCUGGGCCCUGCUGUACAUGAUGCUCAACCCAGACAUCCAGGAAAAGGUUCAUCAGGAGAUAGACUCGGUGUUGGGGCAGAGCGCGCCGUCCUACGCACAACGGAACCAACUGCCCUACACAGCAGCGACCCUAGCGGAAGUGCAGCGAAUGAAACCCGUCGCACCACUCAGUAUUCCCCACGCAGCAUCCCGGGACACCACCCUGAAUGGUUACAACAUCCCCCAGGAUGCCAUGAUUUUUAUCAACCUGUGGUCCGUGCACAUGGACCCUCAGCUGUUCCCGGAGACGAACACCUUCCGACCCGAACGUUUCCUGGAUCAGGACGGAAACUUCGUCAAACACGAGGCGCUCGUCCCGUUUGGUAUCGGCCACCGGGUAUGUCUCGGUGAACAGCUGGCCAAGAUGGAGCUCUUCAUGCUGUUCGUCUCCCUGAUGCAGCGUUUCACAUUCAAUCUGCCAGAGGGCGCACCUGAGCCGUCCAUGUUGGGAAAGUUGGGCAGUGCCAUCAAUGUGCCUUUUCCAUUUGAGUUGUGUGCAGUUGCACGCUGAUAGCUUCAAAAGAAAUGUGCAUGAAAUACAGGGAGGGCAAAUAAUGAGCUCUUUUCUAUAGGGUGCAAUAUUUGAAUGCCAGGUAGGAAACCUUAAGCGUGUGGGUGUGCAAAGAAUAUGUUUUCAAGAUCAUUACUUUCAAGUAUAGAAAGAAAUUCAAAUUCAAAGAAGCAGAAACACAAAUAGAACUGAUAUUUAAUCAUCUUUAAUACUAUAUUGCUUCUUAUGUAAGGAGUUAUAUAUAACCAAUGUUCAGUAAAAUAUAUCGCAAGUGUCUUGUGAUAUCUGUAAUGCUGCAAUGAAAAUGCUUUUAAAAGCAUAAAAAGUACUUAUUCAUUACCUAUUUCAAUCCUUAAGUGUCAUUUAGUAUGUAGGCAGAGCUAUGAAGUCUUGGAACUAUACUUUCACAUGGAAAAUUGCAGUGGAAAUACAAAUAUAUGUGACAGCAAAUCUGUACGUUAUGCUCCUCUGUUAAACGAAGUCAUCUCCACAUUGUAAAUAUGAAACUAGUUGAUAUCAUACUAAAGCUACAAGCCUACGAGGAUAAAUAUUUUAAGUUCAUUGCAAGUCCAUGCAUAGAUUUAUUAGCUGCACAACACUACAUUACCAUAAUAUAUAAAGCAUUGUAAAUGACGAACCUUGUCUGUAAUUGUUUUUAAUACAAAUAUUACGAUAUGUAUGUAGCCUUUUUUUGUAUUACAUUUCUGACAUAGAUCGCUUUAGUAUGUAGUACUACAAUGAAGUGCAAUUCAGCCCUAGGAAUACAUUGGUGUACUUCUAAAUGUUGCCAAAUAAUUCGUUUCAUUGCGAAGAAAGAGAUGCAAAAU
Branchiostoma floridae (Florida lancelet) is the source of this 2491-nucleotide messenger RNA. Its product is annotated as cytochrome P450 2U1-like. NCBI's taxonomy places the organism in Eukaryota, Metazoa, Chordata, Leptocardii, Amphioxiformes, Branchiostomatidae. Gene Ontology annotation, cellular component: intracellular membrane-bounded organelle; cytoplasm. The coding region runs from base 120 to 1664 and encodes 514 amino acids. Gene Ontology annotation, biological process: xenobiotic metabolic process. Gene Ontology annotation, molecular function: oxidoreductase activity, acting on paired donors, with incorporation or reduction of molecular oxygen, reduced flavin or flavoprotein as one donor, and incorporation of one atom of oxygen; iron ion binding; heme binding. The record is from RefSeq and is a predicted model, not a curated record. The transcript has 7 exons.